AUGGCCUCCUCCGAAAUCGACCAGAAGUUUCUUGGGAAGCUCGCCAAAGCAGUCGAAAAUGACAACCCGCUGCUCGCGUCCGUCUUGUUCCGGAUCCUCGGACUCUCUAUCAACCUCUCGAACCAACUCAUCAAAGCCCGUAAACAGCGACGUCAAGAUGCCUCUCAAGCUGCAGCCGCCCUUGACCUCACCUGCCACAUCGUGUGGCUCUCGCGCGAGGGGCUAGUCCUCCUCCAGCAGUACGUUCUGCCCAUGGUUGGGAAUUACGUCGAGCUCAAGGUCCUGGCGUACAAACUCCGCGCUUCCUUCUACCACAUAUUUGUCCUCUUUCACAACACCCCAGCCGUCUCCACCAUGGGCGUCAACACCCCCGAGAGCCAGUCCACAUCAACAGUCCCCGGCCUCCCAUCACGUGUCGACAAGGGCAAAGGGGUCGCCAGGGAUGACGACGACGAAAACACCCCCAAAGGCGGACCAGUAGGACCGCCACCGGGCUUCGGCCCAACACCACCGACGGCCUUCCUCCUCAAGCCGGGCGACUACCUCCCCGAAGCCCACCAAUACUUCCGCGAAGCCGUGCACCUCGCCGACGAGCUGCUCUGGGGCUCCCACUCCCUCCGGCUCUCGGUCAAGACCGAGUACGCCGCCUUCCUGUACGAGUGCGUCCACGACGCCGACGGCAGCCGCAAGAUUGCCAAGGACACCAUUGCCGAGGUGUACGAGGCCACUGAGGGCAUCGACAACGACAUGUUCAACGAUGCCUGCGAGCUCGUCACCGUGCUCGGCAAGAUGAUGAAGCGCGGGUUGGGCUCGUCCAACAACACCCCGCGCAGCAAGGCCCAAGGGUCGAGCUCGGGGACAGGGACGGGGACGGGGACGACGCAGGGGACGCAGGGGGCCACUGGGACUCCGGCCGAGGGGGGGAAUGCCCCGGCCGGGAUGAUAUAA
Dichotomopilus funicola is the source of this 948-nucleotide messenger RNA. Its product is annotated as 14-3-3 domain-containing protein. Gene Ontology annotation, cellular component: cytoplasm. The transcript has a single exon. NCBI's taxonomy places the organism in Eukaryota, Fungi, Ascomycota, Sordariomycetes, Sordariales, Chaetomiaceae. Gene Ontology annotation, biological process: signal transduction; intracellular protein localization. The record is from RefSeq and is a predicted model, not a curated record. The coding region runs from base 1 to 948 and encodes 315 amino acids.